AAAGAUCGUCAUGGCGAUAAUGAUCCUCAUAAACGUGCAAAAGAAAUAAUUAAGAAACUUGACAUUAACCAUGAUAAGAAAAUAAGCAAAGAAGAAUUUAUUCAAGGAUGUCAACGUGAUGAAGUCAUCGCUAAACUUCUUGCUCCUGCACUGUAA
Adineta ricciae is the source of this 156-nucleotide messenger RNA. Lineage: Eukaryota; Metazoa; Rotifera; Eurotatoria; Adinetida; Adinetidae. The record is from the annotation of a GenBank genome assembly.